Molecule: messenger RNA, 1935 nt
Organism: Rhinolophus ferrumequinum (greater horseshoe bat)
Lineage: Eukaryota; Metazoa; Chordata; Mammalia; Chiroptera; Rhinolophidae
Gene: GABRR1
Product: gamma-aminobutyric acid type A receptor subunit rho1
Exons: 11
Coding region: 1-1440 (479 amino acids)
Biological process (GO): signal transduction; monoatomic ion transmembrane transport; regulation of membrane potential
Cellular component (GO): GABA-A receptor complex; membrane; neuron projection
Molecular function (GO): neurotransmitter receptor activity; GABA-A receptor activity; extracellular ligand-gated monoatomic ion channel activity
Source: RefSeq, a predicted model, not a curated record
AUGUCGGCUGUCCAGAAUAUGAGAGUUGGCAUCUUCCUUUUGUGGUGGGGAUGGGUUUGGGCCACUGAAAGCAGAGUGCACUGGAGAGGAAGAGAAAUCCACGAGAUGUCUAAGAAAGGCAGUCCCAGACACAGAGAGACUGCUGUACACAAAGAGGCUUACAGACUAGUGAGCCCGAUUCUGAAACGAAGCCCUGACAUCACCAAAUCGCCACUGACAAAGUCAGAGCAGCUUCUGCGGAUAGAUGACCAUGAUUUCAGCAUGAGGCCUGGCUUUGGAGGCCCGGCCAUUCCUGUUGGUGUGGAUGUGCAGGUGGAGAGCUUGGACAGUAUCUCAGAGGUCGACAUGGACUUCACGAUGACCCUGUACCUGCGGCACUACUGGAAGGAUGAGAGGCUGUCCUUCCCCAGCGCCAACAACCUCAGCAUGACGUUUGACGGCCGGCUGGUGAAGAAGAUCUGGGUCCCUGACAUGUUUUUUGUGCACUCCAAGCGCUCCUUCAUUCACGACACUACCACGGAUAACGUCAUGCUGAGGGUCCAGCCCGAUGGGAAAGUGCUGUACAGCCUGAGGGUUACAGUGACUGCAAUGUGCAACAUGGACUUCAGCCGAUUUCCCCUGGACACACAAACGUGCUCGCUUGAAAUUGAAAGCUAUGCCUAUACAGAAGAUGACCUCAUGCUGUACUGGAAAAAGGGCAACGACUCCUUAAAGACCGACGAGCGGAUCUCACUCUCCCAGUUCCUCAUUCAAGAAUUCCAUACCACCACUAAACUGGCCUUCUACAGCAGCACAGGCUGGUACAACCGUCUGUACAUUAACUUUACAUUGCGUCGCCACAUCUUCUUCUUCUUGCUCCAAACCUAUUUCCCUGCCACCCUGAUGGUCAUGCUGUCCUGGGUGUCCUUCUGGAUCGAUCGCAGAGCUGUGCCUGCCAGAGUCCCCUUAGGUAUCACCACGGUGCUGACCAUGUCCACCAUCAUCACGGGCGUGAACGCCUCCAUGCCCCGCGUCUCCUACAUCAAGGCCGUGGACAUCUACCUCUGGGUCAGCUUCGUGUUUGUGUUCCUCUCGGUGCUGGAGUACGCAGCUGUCAACUACCUGACCACAGUGCAAGAGUGGAAGGAACGGAAGCUGCGGGAGAAGCUUCCUUCCACCUGUGGGUUACCUCAGCCGCGUGCUGUCAUGCUGGAUGGCAGCUACAGUGACAUGGAGGUUAAUGACCUGGGCAACUACAUGCCAGAGAGUGGAGAGAAGCCCGACAGGAUGAUGGUGCAGCUGACCUUGGCCUCGGAGAGGAACUCCCCCGAGAGAAAGAGUCAGAGGGGCAGCUACGUGAGCAUAAGGAUUGACACCCACGCCAUUGAUAAAUACUCCAGGAUCAUUUUCCCAGCGGCAUACAUUUUAUUCAAUUUAAUAUACUGGUCGAUUUUCUCAUAGAUGGUUGUAACUCUAUAAAUUUCACUUUCUUUGGUGUGUACGACAGAAAUACCUGUAUGAUGAAAAGAUUACAAUGAAAAACAAUUCUAGUACCCACCCUUGUCCAGCUUCCCAAAACUACAUUGACAAGACACUUCCUGGUUUAAUUUGCAUUUAUUAACCAUCUAUUGUAUACACAGCAUUAUACUAUGUCCUGCAGGAAUAUACCAUCAGCAACUGAUAGUUGUUUCCAGCAUCUCCUGGAAAACCCCCCUGCCAGGGUUGUGGGCACACUGUAGUUCAGCCUCUUUUAGACCGUAUAUGCUUAUUCACGUGAUUUCCUUUGUAUUACAUUCUUUGAGCUCGGUGGAACUGGGUGGCACUUGAAGUUCAUUUGCAUGGAACAUACAUGCACCUAAAAAUACCCACUUUGACCAAAAUUCAUGCUUCAGUUUAGGGCCUAUUACCUAUUUUUGAUGUAUUGCCUGUUUAUUUUAAUAUUCCUAUAUUUAUUUA